This is a messenger RNA of Orycteropus afer afer, 2796 nucleotides long. Lineage: Eukaryota; Metazoa; Chordata; Mammalia; Tubulidentata; Orycteropodidae. The record is from RefSeq and is a predicted model, not a curated record.
AGGAACUCGCGCGAGACGGAGACCGUCUUCUCGCGAGAAGUCUGGGAGGCGGCAGUGAUGGCGGCGGCGGGAACCGGCCCUGGCCCGGGAGCUAGUGCCGGACCCAGCCCGACAGCAGCUGCAAUUACAGCACCAGCGGAAGAGGGAGAGACGAAGCCAGUGGUAGCAGUUGCAGCAACCGCUCCAACUGGAGAGGGAAUAUCUGCUGCUCCAUCAGCGGAGCCCAGUUCUGGAGAGGCCGAAAGCGGGGAUACAAACUUGGUUGAUGUAAGUGGUGGUUUGGAAACAGAAUCCUCUAAUGGAAAAGAUACACUAGUCCUGUUUACCUUUCAUGACCAACUACAGCUUUCAUUGUAAUGUAUGCCAUCAUAGUGGAAAUACCUAUUUCCUCCGGAAACAAGCAAACUUGAAGGAAAUGUGCCUUAGUGCUUUGGCCAACCUAACAUGGCAAUCUCGAACACAGGAUGAACAUCCAAAAACCAUGUUCUCCAAAGAUAAGGAUAUUAUACCAUUUAUUGAUAAAUACUGGGAGUGCAUGACAACCAGACAGAGACCUGGGAAAAUGACGUGGCCAAAUAACAUUGUUAAAACAAUGAGUAAAGAAAGAGAUGUAUUUUUGGUGAAGGAACACCCUGAUCCUGGGAGUAAAGACCCAGAAGAAGAUUACCCCAAGUUUGGACUUUUGGAUCAGGAUCUAAGUAACAUUGGUCCUGCUUAUGACAACCAAAAACAAAGCAGUGCUGUGUCUACCAGUGGGAAUCUAAAUGGAGGAAUUGCAGCAGGAAGCAGUGGAAAAGGAAGAGGAGCUAAGCGCAAACAGCAGGAUGGAGGAACCACAGGCACCACCAAGAAGGCCCGGAGUGACCCUUUGUUUUCUGCUCAACGCCUUCCCCCUCAUGGCUACCCCUUGGAACACCCAUUUAACAAAGAUGGCUAUCGAUAUAUUCUAGCUGAGCCUGAUCCCCAUGCCCCUGACCCUGAGAAGCUUGAACUUGACUGCUGGGCAGGAAAACCUAUUCCUGGAGACCUCUACAGAGCCUGCUUAUAUGAACGGGUUUUGUUAGCCCUACAUGAUCGAGCUCCCCAGCUCAAGAUCUCCGAUGACCGACUGACUGUGGUUGGAGAGAAGGGCUACUCUAUGGUGCGGGCCUCUCAUGGGGUACGGAAAGGUGCCUGGUACUUUGAAAUCACUGUGGAUGAGAUGCCCCCAGACACUGCUGCUAGACUGGGUUGGUCCCAGCCCUUAGGUAACCUUCAAGCUCCCUUAGGUUAUGAUAAAUUUAGCUAUUCUUGGCGAAGCAAAAAGGGAACCAAAUUCCACCAGUCCAUUGGCAAACACUACUCUUCUGGUUAUGGACAGGGAGACAUCCUGGGAUUUUAUAUCAAUCUUCCUGAAGACACAGAAACAGCCAAGUCACUGCCUGAUACUUAUAAAGAUAAGGCUUUGAUAAAGUUCAAAAGUUAUUUGUAUUUUGAAGAAAAAGACUUUGUGGAUAAAGCAGAAAAGAGCCUAAAGCAGACUCCUCAUAGUGAGAUAAUAUUUUAUAAAAAUGGUGUCAAUCAAGGUGUGGCUUACAAAGAUAUAUUUGAGGGAGUUUACUUUCCAGCCAUCUCACUGUACAAGAGCUGCACGGUUUCUAUUAACUUUGGACCAUGCUUCAAGUAUCCUCCAAAGGAUCUCAGUUACCGCCCUAUGAGUGACAUGGGCUGGGGCGCUGUGGUAGAACAUACUCUGGCUGAUGUCUUAUAUCAUGUGGAAACAGAAGUGGAUGGGAGGCGGAGUCCCCCAUGGGAACCCUGACCAGGUCCCAUUUUCUUUUCAGACAUGGACUUUCUCGAGAAUGAUACUGGGUUUAUUUGUUUUGUUUUGUUUUUUUAAUAGUUUUAAGUGUCCUCUCUAAGAUGGUACAGAACACAGCUUCUGCUUUUUGCAAGUUCAAAGUCCAGGGUGGGAACCAGGGCAAACUCCCUGCCUUUUUAAUAUCUUUCCUCACUUCCAGCGAAUGCUCUUAUAUUGUGUACCAUAUGCCAACAAUUGCUGACCCCACAGUUACGUAAAUUUCCUGUGAAAUUGGUGCUGUACCACAUAUCCCUCCAGCUGGGAUUUGUUAUAUUACUGUAUUUUCUACAGAGUGAAUAAUCUUGUCUGAGUAGGCGACUAAAGAUAUUUCCUUCUGUGGGUGUUGACUCCCUGCCAUCUGAUUUCCAUGGAAGUGGUUGGCUUAUUUAUGAGAAUAGCUGAAUCAAUAGCUGUACAUUCCAAACAAUCUAAAAGUUGUUUCCUUUUGGUGCAAGUUUGUUUUUGUUACUAAUUUUGAAAUACACUUUUGACCACUGGUGUCUCUGAAACUAAUAAGGUCUCUAGAACUAUAAUUGUGAAAGGAACUUGAGUGCAGCUUUAACAAAGGUAGGAACUAUUCCCAAAUAAAACUUGUUUUAAGUUUGUGUGACAUUUUGGUUCCCUCAGAUUUGGGUGUUCUUGGUGACAGAAGUGUGGACAGUAAGAGGAGGGGCAGUGGCACUAGAGGGAGAAGCCAAUUUCUGACUUGGAUCUCAGCUCCUCUCCUGUUGCUUCUAUCUCAGCCACCCCAUCAACUACUCCCUUCAUUUUGAGGAAAUUGCACUUUCAAAGAAGUGAACAAAAGUUUAAAGAGCUAAUGGAUUCUCUCCUACUCUUGUCUUUGAACUUGGCUGUUGAUCUGUUCAGGUUGUUUUCCUGCCUUGCUUAUCUUCCUUUGCAAUACUGAUGGUUAAAGGACAGUGUCUAGAAUACUAAAAAUUGAAAUAUAUGAGCCU